Messenger RNA from Pseudovirgaria hyperparasitica, 794 nucleotides. RefSeq names its product mitochondrial cytochrome c. Gene Ontology annotation, cellular component: mitochondrial intermembrane space. NCBI's taxonomy places the organism in Eukaryota, Fungi, Ascomycota, Dothideomycetes, Acrospermales, Acrospermaceae. The coding region runs from base 92 to 418 and encodes 108 amino acids. The record is from RefSeq and is a predicted model, not a curated record. The transcript has 3 exons. Gene Ontology annotation, molecular function: electron transfer activity; heme binding. Gene Ontology annotation, biological process: mitochondrial electron transport, cytochrome c to oxygen; mitochondrial electron transport, ubiquinol to cytochrome c.
UAAUCCAUCAGACAACGCCUUAUACAUCUCUACCACCUCGCCAUCUCACCAACCACAUUUCCUGUGCUAUUCACCUACAUAACCAUCCACAAUGGGCUUCUCAGACGGCGAUGCUAAGAAAGGAGCUGGCCUCUUCAAGACUCGUUGCGCACAAUGUCAUACCUUAGGGAAGGGCGAGGCCAACAAGAUUGGCCCUAACCUUCAUGGUCUGUUCGGCCGCAAGUCCGGCCAGGUCGAGGGCUUCUCCUACACCGAUGCCAACAAGGAGAAGGGUGUAGAGUGGCAGGAGGACACUCUGUUCGACUACCUUGAGAACCCCAAGAAAUACAUUCCUGGAACAAAGAUGGCAUUCGGUGGCCUGAAGAAGCCCAAGGAGCGAAAUGACCUGAUUACCUUCCUCCGCGAAUCGACCAAAUAAACGUUAUAAUGAGAUGCGUCGAUUCCUUUCUUCCGAGCAACCUCAUGUACCAACAUUCCUGAAAAGACGUACGAUAGGAGGCUUCCUGUCUAGAACCCGAAACGCUGAUUUUGUAUAUACUACUUUUGUUUGCAUUUAGACCGGGGUUAGGUGUGCUACUGAUGGGUGCACUUUGCCGUAAAUUCAGAUUCUCCACUUUCACGUCAAAUAGACGAUAGAGCUACAACCUAGUCUGUGUUCUGGUCGUUGACAUGGCCAUACGCAUCUGUAUUCGCAGCCAGCAUGGUCUCAGCAGCAGCAAUCAUUUCAUACCGGUACUAGUAUAGGGUUUCACUCCAAGACUUGUUGGAAAUCAAUGACACGUAUACGGCUCGCC